UAAACCUAUAAUACGCAUCGUGUUUAAACUUUUAUUUAUGCCGUUGUGGGUGUUUAUAAUAAAUUUAAUAGACUAUAUUUUACUUCUGCUCGUUAUACUUUACACGAUAAACUGGUUACACCAUGUCGACUUGGAGAGUGGUAAAAUUCCUGAAGGACCAAACGGUAGAGGCGGUACCGAAUAGUUGGGUUUUGGAAAACAAAAUGUGUUACUGGCCUCCAACCAGCUUUACAAGGGAAGGCUUACUAUUGGCUCUCAAAAAUCACACUGCUCCUACUGAAGAUUGGCCAAUAUAUAAAGUAUUCCAUUACAACAAUAACUGCUUUGAUUCAUAUGAUUUAGCUAGAAUGAAAGUCACUAAGGCAAAAAAAAAUUAUAUCGUUGAUCUUGCUUCCGAUUCGGACACUACCGCAAAGAAAAAUAGAAAACUACAUAAGAAAAAGAUAAUAUCAUCCGAUGAUGAAGAUUCAAGGGAUGGCUCCUGUGACACACCCCCUACUACGUUGAAUAACGCUCCUAAAUUGAAAAAAGGUCCACUACAAAAGGUUCCAAACAGCAGCAGAGAAUCGUGUAGCUCUGAGAGUGAAGUAAUGUCCACUGCAGUAGAUGAAUAUUUUCGAAACGAGGAUCCCACAGAUGAACUCAUUGGACCAAACAAGUUAUCAAGUUGUUCAAAUGUCACAAGGAAUAAUUUAAACCAAGAUCAACCGAUCACUCCUACAAACAAAGGAAGGAAGUCUGUGGCAGUAGACAAAGGAUUUCCAAAUGACAGGACUUCAACAAGGAAGGAAUGCAUGGGAACCUCAUCUACUAGAGAUCUCGAAGGUUGUGCUUGUAUAAAGCUUCAGAAGGAAAUAUUACGCCAACAACAUUUACUAAAAGGGAUGAUGUCAGAUUUGUUUGAAGAAAUUCGAACAAUUAAAAGUCAACAAGUGGAGAAUAAUCCACCAACAUCCUCUAUUUUUGUAGAGGUUCAUCUACCUGCCAAUACCCAUCCAGAAUUAGCAGAUUUGGAGGAAUAUCUUAAAAUUGACGAAAAAUUUCAGUCCACUGUGAAGGAAAUGUCUAUCAUUGGGGGGCGCAAUAUAUACGAUUUUAUAAAAAGGGUGAUCUCCAGAUUUGUGACUGAUUCCUUAGCAUCACACUACAGUUACUGUGGUCUGAGAAAUAAGGAUAGUUUUUCAAAACUCACAACAUGCCAAAUGGUCAUUGAGAGUGCAAAAAGAAGUCCCGAUUUUCAACAGAUAACGGUCAAGGAAAUCGAAGAAUGCCUAAAGAAAUGGCUCCGCUGCGCUAAAGAAAGAUCCACAUCAAAAAAAAAUAUCAAUUGAAAGAAUAUAAAUCACGUUUCUUUUUUGUGUAUUAUUUUUCAGUUUUGAAUAUACAUAUUGCAUAAAACUAUUA
This is a messenger RNA of Photinus pyralis (common eastern firefly), 1404 nucleotides long. RefSeq lists its product as uncharacterized. The record is from RefSeq and is a predicted model, not a curated record. The transcript has 10 exons. Bases 123 to 1331 code for a protein of 402 amino acids. NCBI's taxonomy places the organism in Eukaryota, Metazoa, Arthropoda, Insecta, Coleoptera, Lampyridae.